GGAAGCGGGCGGGGCAAGUGAAAGAAGAACGGUGCGCACAAGAGGUUGAUGCCCGCUCCUUUGUGACGUUUGUUUUAGCAAAGACUGGUCGCUAGACUAUUGGGGGGAGGGGGAGAAGAAGGGAUAAAGGGCGGGGGGGGAUGUGCGUGUGGGUUUGCGAGUGAGCAGGCCGCUCGCUCUCUCGCUCACCUGCAAUUUCCUAAGCUUAGCCUGUGAUUAGUGCAGGCCUCGGACCUGGCGAACCCCGGAAAGCGGCAGUCAAGUCCUCUUUUCUCCACUCCUCCAGCUCGAGCAGGAGCACGCCAAGCGAAGUUUGUGAAUGAGCAUAGAUGAUUAUGGAUCCAGGUGGUGGAAGUCUUGGGUUGCAGACAGAGGAAUGCAAAAUGCCUCACACCAUGAUUAUGCAGGAUUUUGUGGCUGGAAUGACUGGUACUGCUCACAUUGAUGGAGAUCAUAUUGUUGUGUCAGUUCCUGAAGCUGUACUAGUUUCCAAUUUUGUCACAGAUGGGAUCACCCUUGAUCAUGGCUUAGCCACUGAAGUUGUCCAAGGACCUGAUAUCAUAACCGAAACUGAUGUUACAGAAGGGGUGAUAGUUCCUGAAUCUGUAUUGGAAGCUGAUGUAUCUAUUGAAGAAGCAGUAGAUACCCGUGAUCAUGUUUUGACUUCAGAUAUAGUAGCAGAAACGGUUGGCGUUCCUGAUGAGGUUUUUGUGGCUGAUCUUGUUACGAGUCCUGAUGGACAUUUGGAACAUGUGGUACAAGAUUCUGUGUCAGGAUCUGACUCUCCCACAAUGGUUUCAGAAGAGGUUCUUGUAACCAAUUCAGAUACAGAAACUGUGAUUCAAACAUCUGGCACUAUUCCUGGUUCUACAGUUACUAUAAAGACUGAAGAUGAGGAUGAUGGCAAGAGCACAUCAGAAGACUACUUAAUGAUAUCUUUGGAUGAUGUUGGGGAAAAGCUCGACCAUAUUGGAAACACACCAUUAAAAAUCAACAGUGAGGUUUCACAUGAAAACGUAUCUAAAGAUGAUGGUUUUGGUUCUGAAGUUAUUAAAGUUUACAUAUUUAAAGCUGAAGCUGAGGAUGAUGUGGAAAUAGGUGGAACAGAAAUUGUAACAGAGAGUGACUUUCAUAAUGGGCAUUCUGUAGCUGGAGUUCUAGAGCAAGGAGGUGUUGGCAGAGUACAGCGAGAGAAGAUGCCUUAUAUGGCUGUUAAGGAUUCCUCUCAGGAGGAUGAAGAUAUUAGUUGUGCUGAAAUAGCUGAUGAAGUCUACAUGGAGGUUAUUGUUGGUGAAGAAGAAGCAACAUCACUUUCCGACGCACAGCUUGAAGACUCCUGUGUGAAUAAAACUUUUGUUCCUGUUGCGUGGGCUGCUGCUUAUGGAGAUGAUAGAAGACUUCCCCGGAGGUAUGAAGACUGUCAAACACCAGGACCCAACUUGGAUGCAAGAUUAGAAAGCAAAAAUGGUAAUGCAACACAAUACCUGCAAAUCUGUGAUAGCAUUAGCACAAACAGACUUCUUAAACAGAAAGCCAAAAAAAGGAGGAGAGGGGAAGCAAGGCAGUGGCAAACAGCUGUUAUAAUAGGUCCUGAUGGACAGCCCUUAACUGUCUACCCUUGUCAUAUAUGUGGAAAAAAAUUUAAAUCCAGGGGAUUCUUGAAAAGGCAUAUGAAAAACCACCCAGAUCACAUGAUUAAGAAGAAGUACCAAUGCACAGAUUGUGAUUUUACAACUAACAAGAAAGUAAGCUUUCAUAAUCAUUUGGAAAGCCAUAAGCUUAUCAACAGAGUUGACAAAACACACGAAUUCACAGAGUACACCAGGCGAUACAGUGAAGCAAGCCCACUGAGUUCAAAUAAAUUGAUCUUAAGAGAUAAGGAACCUAAAUUGCACAAGUGCAAAUAUUGUGACUAUGAGACUGCAGAGCAAGGACUGCUUAAUAGACAUCUGCUUGCGGUCCACAGCAAGAACUUCCCUCAUGUUUGUGUUGAGUGUGGAAAAGGUUUCCGACAUCCUUCUGAGCUCAAAAAGCAUAUGAGGACCCACACAGGGGAGAAGCCUUACCAGUGCCAGCAUUGUGCCUUCCGUUGUGCUGAUCAGUCCAAUCUGAAGACACACAUCAAAACCAAGCAUGGUACUGACCUGCCCUUUAAGUGUGAACAUUGUCCACAGACAUUCACAGAUGAGAAAGAACUCCAGCAGCACACAGAGUUGUUUCAAGGGCAUAAGACUCAUCUGUGCCCACAUUGUGACCACAAGAGCACCAACUCGAGUGACCUGAAACGACAUAUAAUAUCUGUUCACACAAAGGACUUUCCUCACAAAUGUGAGGUGUGUGAAAAAGGUUUCCACCGUCCAUCAGAGCUCAAAAAGCACAGUGAAACACAUAAAGGUAAAAAGAUACAUCAGUGUAGGCACUGUAACUUUAAGACUUCAGAUCCUUUUGUACUUAGUGGACAUAUCCUCUCAGUUCACACUAAGGACCUGCCUUUCAAAUGCAAAAGAUGCAAGAAAGGAUUUAGGCAACACACUGAACUGAAGAAGCAUAUGAAGACCCACAGUGGAAGAAAAGUCUACCAAUGCCAAUAUUGUGAGUACAGCACUACAGAUGCAUCAGGCUUCAAGCGGCAUGUCAUAUCAAUACACACAAAAGACUAUCCGCACAGGUGUGAGUACUGCAAAAAGGGAUUCCGUAGACCAUCAGAGAAAAAGCAGCAUAUAAUGAGGCAUCACAAAGAGGCCUUAAUAUAAUAUAUGAGCUAUAGAAGAAAGCAGUUUAGAAACUGUGACAUCAUAAUUGGGGAACAAAAUUCUCAUGAACUGUUUCUCCUCUUUUCAAAGUUUGAUAUUAAAUCAUAACUUUACAUUAUUUGUAUUAUAAGUCUUUUAAAUUAUUAGGGUUUGACAGGGGAUCUCAUAGCUCUAUGAUAGUUGCUCAUCAGAACCUAAAGAACACUGUAAAAUGCAAAGAGAUGAACGUUUAAAAAGAUGUAGAAAGAGACUGAAUGUAUUCUGUUUCAAGUAUUAUACAUAACUAAGCUAAAGAAAAUAUUUUAAGUCAAUUAUCUUAGCCCUUUACCAACAAUGCAAUUUAAAUCCUUAAUGAAAAUCAGGGAUGGAGUUCUUUAAAAAUGUAUGUUAAGGCAAAUCUAACAUGCAUUUUUUGAACAGUGACACUAUAUAGAAGUCAGUACUUUGUCAUUACAUUUUUAAAUUGUGCUGAGAAAUAGUAUUCAGGAAUUAAGUCAAAUUUUGAGAUCUGUCUUUUUUCAUUUUUAAAGCAAACACACAUUUCAUCAGGAAACAUUGUUUCUGUUAUUUAUUUAAGUUCAAUGAGCAAUAUUUAAAUGUUUCCCCAGAACUUCUAGCCCAUUUUAUUGUAGGAUGUGAUGUUAAAAAUACAACAUUGUUUUUGAGCUCAAAAGGUAUUGUUUGGUGCUAAGGUUAAAGAUGUGUAUGUAUAUAAUUUCCCUUCUUACGUGAAAAAUGCAGUCGAAUGUUCAGUAUGGCACAUAUAACAAAAAGUACCUUUUGACCAACAUAAUUAUUAUAAAAUUAUUAUUAUUUUAAAAAAGGAAAACAAAUAGCUAGAUGCGGCUGUUGGUGCUAAGGUUUCACACUUCUUUUUUUUUGCUUCCUUAUUAUAUUCCCUAAAAAAUAAUAAACAAAAUGAAUAUCAAUACUGCAGUAGUUAGAAAUACCUAGAGAAUUUUAUGGGGCAAUGUUCCUGGCAAGGUAGGACUACUGUGGUGUUUUCGUGCUAAUAAAAAAUGUUUCAGUAUAGAAAUGAAAGUUGCACCUUUUAAUCAAUUCAUGUGAAACAUAUAACAUAUUAUAAACAUGCAUUUUCAAUCUGUAAUAAAGUUAUAUAUGCAGUAGUUAACCAGGACAUUAUGCUACCGCUGGAGUUUGGAGGUGGAUCUUCAGUUUACAGUGUAUACAUUUGAAAUAUGCAUCCCUUUAAACAAUGCUUUGUGUUAGCAUGGUGCAAAUCAAAAUGGCGCUUAGUAUAACAAGCUGGUCUAGGACAAUUUAAUAACUAAAAACUUCAUAAAUGUUAUGCAUAUAAUGUGUACUUUUAAAAAACUUUUUAAAGUUGCUUCAUGUUUUUACACAGCUGUUCACAUGAUAAAUUGUAACUUUACUUCAUGCUACUAUUUUAUGGCUUUGUGUUUCAGAAAAUAUUCAUACUUGGUUUUUCCAUCAGAUGAGAAUCCGUUCCUUGAGAACCAAUUUCUUUUAUAUUUCUAAACUUCAGAAAGUUAAGU
Molecule: messenger RNA, 4270 nt
Organism: Podarcis raffonei (Aeolian wall lizard)
Lineage: Eukaryota; Metazoa; Chordata; Lepidosauria; Squamata; Lacertidae
Product: zinc finger protein 711-like
Exons: 9
Coding region: 330-2753 (807 amino acids)
Biological process (GO): regulation of transcription by RNA polymerase II
Cellular component (GO): nucleus
Molecular function (GO): metal ion binding; RNA polymerase II cis-regulatory region sequence-specific DNA binding; DNA-binding transcription factor activity, RNA polymerase II-specific
Source: RefSeq, a predicted model, not a curated record